Pocillopora damicornis (cauliflower coral) is the source of this 1171-nucleotide messenger RNA. RefSeq lists its product as uncharacterized. Lineage: Eukaryota; Metazoa; Cnidaria; Anthozoa; Scleractinia; Pocilloporidae. The record is from RefSeq and is a predicted model, not a curated record.
UAUAAUCUUGCCAGAAAAGGAAUGUUAUGAUUUGACGGAAACCAUCACAAACAAAAACAAAAGAAUUGAAGAAUUAGAACAAGAAAUCAAUGACAUUAAAUUGCGAUUAGAAAAUGCUCAGCGGCAAAUCACAAACCUUACAAAGAAAUAAUUUGUGCUCGAGAACUUGAAAGCUAAGAAAAAUACAGCAGCUUUUUACACUGGUUUUAAUAACUGGGAUGCUUUUGAGGCGGUGUAUAAUUAUCUUGAUCCCGGAGAACGAGGAGGAAACAUUGCUUACUGGCGUUCUGGAAAUGGUGAGGUCCCUGUUGAUUAUGACCAGGAUCAGUCAGAGGACUCUUUCACGAAAAAAGGAAGAGCUAGGUCUUUGAGGCCAAUGGACGAAUUAUUUUCUUGUAAUGUGCAGACUAAGACAAGGGUUUCAUGAAGAUCAUCUUGCUCACUUGUUCAACGUGUCAACACCGACUGUAAGUCGGAUAGUCAUAAUAUGGAUCAAUUUCAUGUACUUUAAGUUUGGUCACAUUAACAUUUGGCCUUCAAGGGAAGUGAUAGACGGAACAAUGCCUGAAGCAUUCAAGAAUAAAUAUGGGAGUACGCGUGUGAUAAUUGAUUGUACGGAAGUAAGAUGCCAGAUGCCAAGUAGCUUACAAUUGAAUGAAGCGCUCUUCAGCAGCUACAAACAUCACACCACACUUAAGGGUUUGGUGGGGAUUUCUCCUGGAGGAGCAAUUACAUUCAUCAGCCAAUUAUAUACUGGAAGCAUCUCUGACAGAGAGAUUGUUAGAAGAAGUGGCCUUUUAGAUCUACCCUUCAAGGACAAAGACUCCAUAAUGGCAGAUAAAGGUUUCACUAUUUCAGAUUUGUUGCCUUUGGGAGUUUCACUCAACCUUCCACCUUUCUUGGGAGGAUCAAAUCAAAUGCCAGCAGAAGAUGUGGUACAGACCCAAGAAAUUGCUAGUCUCAGAAUUCAUAUUGAACGGGCAAUCAACAAGAUAAAAAACUUUCACAUCUGGGACAGAGUAGUACCCCUUCACCUAAUAGGUGUUGUAAACCAAAUGUGGGCAGUGUGUGCCUUCUUGUGUAAUGCACAACCCAACAUAAUAUCAGUGUGAUGAAAUGGUACACUAAAAUUGGUAAUUAUUUUGUGUAUAUAAAGGUGAUAGAAAUUACA